Sardina pilchardus (European sardine) is the source of this 3266-nucleotide messenger RNA. RefSeq names its product S1 RNA binding domain 1 (gene srbd1). The transcript is spliced from 21 exons. Gene Ontology annotation, molecular function: structural constituent of ribosome; mRNA binding. The coding region runs from base 125 to 3151 and encodes 1008 amino acids. The record is from RefSeq and is a predicted model, not a curated record. NCBI's taxonomy places the organism in Eukaryota, Metazoa, Chordata, Actinopteri, Clupeiformes, Clupeidae. Gene Ontology annotation, biological process: translation; nucleobase-containing compound metabolic process.
GUUGUAUACACUUGUACGGAGCUGAAUGACUUGUGUAGUAAACAGUUAUCUUGUAGCAAAUUUAGAGUGAUGCUUGUGUACAAUAAUUUCCAACACACAACUAAAUAAAUAUCGGAGAAACGUCAUGUUACGAAGAGCAAAAACAGCCAAGGUGUACACGGAGGUGAUUUCAGAAGAUGAAGACGAGAGCCCACUAGGAAAUGCUGAAGCUACGGCGAUCAGUAGUGAUGAAAAUGCAGAUGAUUCAUGGCUACCGGAGCCUAAGGCAAAAUCCGUCGCCAGGAGACCAGCCAAACCCAGGGAACCCAAACCUAAAGUUCCUAAAGAACCCAAACCAAAGAAGGAACCCAAACCUAAAGUUCCUAAAGAACCCAAACCCAAGAAGGAGCCUAAGCCUAAAGCAGAGAGGAAGCCUAGAGCUCCCAGGGCUCCUAAAGCCAAGAAUGUGGAACGUCCAGAGGAUUCUAGAACCACAACAGAACCAGAAAAGCCUGGUUCAAUGAUGGAGGAGAGGGCGGGAGGAAUACAUGACAAAGAAGAGCUACAGGGGCCUGCAAGGGUCAAGGAGGAGAGACACUCCUUCCCCAUGGCCAUGGACCCCAACAGCUGCCAACCUAGUGGGAGUGGUUUGACCUCCUCCUCCAAUCAGCAGUCACUGAUGGUGAAGAAGGAGGAGCCUGAGGAAGACUUCACUUUUGGAGAGCCAGUUGCUAAGAAGCAGAAGACUUCCGCCGCCCCUCAAGGAAGGCCCAUCAGGCAGGCCAAGUCUGUGAAUGUUUUUGGGGAAGGUCUUCACAUGAACUGGGACCCCAUUCAGGUGCUAGCUCAGAGAUCAGGUGUGGAGCAGUGGGUGUGUGCCAACAUUGCACAGCUUCUGCAUGAGGAGAACACCAUCCCUUUCCUGGUGCGCUACCGCAAGGAGAUGAUCAACUAUAUGGACGCUGACGCUCUCAGAGAAGUACAGCUAGCACUGGAGGAGCUAUGUGCUUUGGCUAAGAAGUGUCAGUCUGUAAUGCAGACGUUGAAGAAAGAUGGAGUCUUGACCUCCGAGCUGGAGGUGUCCUUUAAGAACUGCAGAACACCGGAUGAGCUUGACCACGUGUACUCCCCCUAUAAGAAAGGCAGCAAGCUGUCCAAAGCCCGGCGGGCCAAAGAGCUGGGCUUAGAACCAGCGGUUCUAGCUCUCCUACAGAACCCCCAGACUCUCAACCUGCACUCCAACAUCAGGCCUGACACUGAGGGCUUGUCUACCUAUGAGGAGGUAGCCACAGGUGUGGAGCAGAUAUUAGCAGACAUGAUUGCCAAGGACCCGGACACACUCACCCACGUGCGCUCUCUGUGUGAGUGUAGUCCGGUGAUGCUGCAGUCCAGUGUGUCUAAGACGGCCCUGAAGGAGCAGCAGCAGCAGCAGCAGCAGGGGGGCCAAGCCAAGGGGAAGCCCAAAGACAUCGACAAGUUCCAGCUCUACAGCGACUUCUCCUGCAACAUCCACAGAGUGCAGCCACACCAGACCCUGGCCAUUAACCGUGGGGAGAAUCUGAAGAUUCUGACAGUGAAGGUCAACGUACCAGACCGCGUCAAGAACGACUUCUCUAGGUGGUGUGUCAACGUCAGGUGGAGACCUAAAGGCUUUGCCCAGCCGGAGCAGAUGAAGAUUUUGCAUGAUGCCGUAGAGGACUCCUACAAGAGACUUAUAGUGCCCUUACUUUGCAGAGGAUACAGGUCUAAGUUGACUGCGGCAGCAGAGAAGGAGUCGGUGGCCAUGUUUGUGCGUAACCUGCGCCAGCGGCUGCUCGUGUGCCCAGUGCGCGGGCGCACCAUCAUGGGCGUCGACCCCGGCUUUCGCCACGGCUGCAAGCUGGCCAUCCUCUCCCCUGUUGGUCAGAUCCUGCACACCGAUGUGGUGUAUCUUCACAGCUCAGGGGGAAAGACCAAUGAGGCCUGCAAGCUGCGCCACCUCCUGCUCAAACACAGCUGUCAAUCAGUUGUCAUUGGUAACGGCACCGCUUGCCGGGAGACGGAGGCGUUUUUUGCCGACCUGAUUAAGCAGCGCUUCUUCCAGCCUCUUGACGUAUCCUACUGUAUCACAGAUGAGGCGGGAGCAUCCAUCUACAGUGUGAGUGCUGAGGCAGUGAAGGAGAUGCCAGACCUGGACCCCAACAUCAGGAGUGCAGUGUCCAUUGGGCGGCGGGUGCAGGACCCUCUGGCAGAGCUGGUGAAAAUCGACCCCAAACACAUUGGCAUCGGAACCUACCAGCACGACGUGUCCCAGCCUCUGCUGCGUGCUGCCCUGGACGGUACGGUGCAGGAGUGUGUGAGCUUUGUGGGUGUGGACAUCAACAUCUGCUCUGAGACGCUCAUGAGGCACGUGGCUGGUCUGAAUGUGUCCCGUGCGCGCAGCAUUGCUGAGUGGCGGGAGAAGAGCGGCCCGUUCCAGAACCGGGAGCAGCUGAAGGGGGUGAAGGGCCUCGGGCCCAAGAGCUACCAGCAGUGCGCCGGAUUCAUACGCAUCAACCCAGAGACUGCAGCCAGGACACACAGUGAUGACAACCCGGCUGCUGAGAAACCAUUGGCCAAGAAGGGGAGAGGAAAAGCCAGCCAACCAAUCAGUGAUCAGCUCAACCCUCUGGACCAGACGUGCAUUCAUCCAGAGUCAUACGGCAUUGCCAUGAAGUUUGUGUCGGUGGUGGAGGGCAGUGUGUCCCAGCUGGGUCAGGUGGAGUUGAGGCGGCGGGUGGAGGAGCGUGUGAGGGAGCAGGGAAUGGAGGCUCUGGCCCAGAGACUGGACACCACGCCGGACACACUGCAGCUCAUCGUGGACGGCCUCACCCAGCCACCUGGCUUCGACAUCCGACAAGAUUUCGACCAGCCGGACUUCAAGCGAGGGAUCGUGUCCAUGAGCGACCUGCAGGCGGGCGCGGUGCUGACGGGCCGGGUCACCAACACGGCUCUGUUCGGGGCGUUCGUGGACAUCGGCGUGGGCCGCAACGGGCUCAUCCCCAACCGCUUCAUGACGGCCGCCAAGCUGCCCGAGGACAUGCGGCGCAGGAGCCUGGCGCUGGGGCCCGGCCAGCGUGUGGAGGUGCGGGUCAUCAACGUGGAGCGCCAGCGCAACCGCAUCACCCUGGACCUCAUACGGGUCCUCCGCUAGCACACAGGGCCUCGGACUGGGACGGGGUUCUGGGACUAGGCCCAUAAAUGCACUCAGUGUUUUCUCAAGGUUCCUGAGAUUAUCGAACUGUUGAACUGUCUUAAUAAAAACUGUU